CCCCCACGCCGGUCCCCCGCCUCGUCCCUGCCCUCGCAAUAUCGCCACCUCGGAAGCGAGUCAUGGUGGCGGCGGUGGCGGCGGCGUGGCUGCUGCUGUGGGCCGCAGCCUGCGAGCAGCGGGAGCAGGACUUCUACGCCUUCAAGGCGGUCAACAUCCGGGGCAAACUGGUGUCGCUGGAGAAGUACCGCGGCUCGGUGUCCCUGGUGGUGAACGUGGCUAGCCAGUGUGGCUUCACAGACCAGCACUACCGAGCCCUGCAGCAGCUACAGCGGGACCUGGGUCCCCACCACUUCAAUGUGCUUGCCUUUCCCUGCAACCAGUUUGGCCAGCAGGAGCCUGACAGCAACAAGGAGAUUGAGAGCUUUGCCCGCCGCACCUACAGUGUCUCAUUCCCCAUGUUUAGUAAGGUCGCCGUCACCGGCACUGGUGCCCACCCUGCCUUCAAGUACCUGACAGAGACUUCUGGGAAGGAGCCCACCUGGAACUUCUGGAAGUAUCUAGUGGCCCCAGAUGGAAAGGUGGUAGGAGCUUGGGACCCAACUGUGUCAGUGGAGGAGAUCAGACCCCAGAUCACAGCGCUUGUGAGGAAGCUCAUCCUGCAGAAGCGAGAAGACUUAUAACCACUAUUUUCUACUCUUCCACCACCCCAGCCCAUCCACCUAUCCCCACCAAGGCAAACUCAGAUGGUGCUUCAAAGGGAGAGAUCCGCUGGCUCUCCUUCCUCCACUCUUACUCUACCUGUCCCGUCACUCCUGUGGGGAAAAAAUUCUAAUAUUUUGACUAUUUGAAUCUUAGAGCAACAAAUAGGAACUUUUGGGCAAUGAGAACUCUAGCCCAGUGAAUCACCAGCCAAUAAGAACCUCUAGCCAGUGAAAACAUGUGGCAAAUAGAAGUAUCAAGCAAUAAUAUCCCACCCCAUUAAGACUUCUGUAAAAUGGGACCAAUUCCUACCUCACAGGGCUGUUGUGAGGCUUGGGAUGAAAUAUCUGUGAAAGUGCCUAGGGCAGUGCUAGCUAACUAGGAGACAUUCAAUAAACAUUUUUUGCAUAUAAAUGAAAAAAUAACUUGCAUUCAAUAAAAACUCUCAUCCAACAUGAAUUUCUAGCCAGUGGGAUUCCAGAGGAAACAUUUAGUACUUCUUGUUGUUUCCUCUGUAUUAUUUUUUUAAUUAUAAAACAAUUGCAAGUUCAUUGUGAAAAUCCAAACAACACAGCACAAUAUAAAAUAAAACAUGAAAGUAUCCUCUUUAUUUCCUAUAAUUUCACUCGCUGUUAGUAACUCAGUAUAAAGGCUUCCAGGCCUAUUUUAAAUCAAGCUCAAUAAUUGCUCAAUAAGAAUUCGCUGACCAAAAGUAUACUACAAUAACAAAUAGGCAAAGGAUAUGAAUAUUUAAUUCACAGAAGAAUAUAGGAUAUGAAAAGAUGUUCAGCCUCAUUCAAGGUAGACAGAUUUUUAAAAUGAUAAUACCAAUUGUUGGUAAGGAUGUGGGGAAAUGGGCAUUCACAUAAACCAUUGGUGGGACAAUAAACUGGCAUAAGUUUUUGGAGGGUGA
This is a messenger RNA of Microcebus murinus (gray mouse lemur), 1555 nucleotides long. RefSeq names its product glutathione peroxidase 7 (gene GPX7). Gene Ontology annotation, molecular function: glutathione peroxidase activity. The record is from RefSeq and is a predicted model, not a curated record. Lineage: Eukaryota; Metazoa; Chordata; Mammalia; Primates; Cheirogaleidae. Gene Ontology annotation, biological process: response to oxidative stress.